UCCUCCCCUCAAUACGUCACAAGGUCCCUUCAGCCCCUCCGAUAUAGAACCAACCGUACUUUUCGGGUACCCCGUUCGGCAGUAACUCCUCCACCUGGUGACGUGUCUCCUCACCUAGUGACGUCAGAAGGUCCCUUCUCCCACUCCGAUUUAGAACCAACCCUUUCACCAUGCUGUCGGCUCGCCUGACGACCCUCCCCCUUAAGACACUCCGGCGCUAUCUUUUACGGCACCUACUCUCUUCUUACUACUGUCAGACAGAGCCUGUUGCUUAGCGCCACUAAGCUCCCUUUACUGUCAGCAAUGCAUCAACCGGCCGCACCUCGCCUGCAGUGGAGUCCCGCUGCCACCCGUAAAGCACGGACGCCGCCCAGUACCGGCUCCAUUUCAGCCAACAGCCCAACAUCGGUCCGGUCCAAAACUCCCGCCGCUGCCUUUGGCCCCUCCCCCAGCACCGCCCAGUGACUGACGUCGAAAAUAUUCUUCCGGGUCUAGUACCGGUUUCCUUGGUCACGGAAUCUCGGUGUCUUGUGUGCGGUAACUUCAGUUCUGGCAGCGUCUGGUUACCGGGGGAGGGGAGGCACGUCGUCUCCAGCCAUGGCUGCCCCUCAGCCCGGCCUCGGCCUGGAUGCUGUGGUGACGGUGAGCGGCUCUGUACAGAAAUAUGUCACCAAGAAGAAGAAGGUGCUGAGCGCAGAGGAGACGGAGCUGUACGAGCUGGCGCAGGCGGCGGGCAUUGCCAUGGACCAGGAGGUGUUCAGAAUUCUUGUUGAUCUAUUAAAAAUGAACGUGGCUCCUUUGGCAGUGUUCCAGAUGCUGAAAUCGAUGUGUGCUGGACACAGACUAAUAGAUCCUAUUUCUGCUGACGCAAACUCUACGUCCUUACUGGCUAGUCAUUCAGAUACGAGAGGGAGAAACAAACUGAAUCCUCCAACAAGCUCCAGUCAAGGGGCAGCUGAGCGGAGUAACCGCGAAGGUUCCAGUCAGAGAGUGCCACGCCAGCCCAGUGCUAGUCGCAUGCAGAAGAGCAGCAGCUCAGGGAAGAGCAGCGGAGGGAGCAGCACAUAGCUUGUGUAUGAUCUGUAACAUAGCAAUCGGUCACAGCACGGCCUCUGUCCUGUAUCUCCUAAUACUGCAACAUCUCUGUAUCAGUCAUCGCAGUUAAUUGCCUGUAGAUAUCCAGAGCCAGCCCUUCCAUUAGUGAGCUCCCUGACUCCAAUAGGCCAGCUCAGUGUGACUCGUUAAUUUUGAACAUAUAAAUUUAAUCUGUAACUAUUAUUUUAGCAGGUCAAUUAGCCAAAUUGUUUCCUGCACAUCUUCCAGGUAGCUGCACAGGCAGGUAGACUUAAGGUGGGUACACACUAUUAGAUAUAUCUGCAGAUUGAUCUGCAGAUAUAUCUAUGUACGGAUCGGGCAGUGUGCUGUGCAUACACACAGCCCGAUCCGUCGGGGGACUGACGUCAUGAACCGGGCGGGCGCGAGCGCCCGCCCAGUUCACCUGUCAAUCACCGCCAGGCGCCGCAGCAUGUGUACAUGCGGUCGGACGACCGCCCCGUACACACACAGCGACGGGCCAAUAUAUCGUUAGAUAUAUUGGCUGUCGGCUGUGCUGCGCGGCCGACGCGAUACGUCUGUGAACGACGGAGUUCACAGACGUAUCGCCCGUACACACUGGCCGACGGUCCCGCGAUGUAUCGGCCGUUCAAGAGAACGGCCGAUACAUCGACCAGUGUGUACGGGCCUUUAGGUAUAAUAAGAGGCAGUGACCCGUGCAGUGCCUCCCACCGUAGCAUGUGUUACUGAUCUGUGAGCCUAAAAUAUUUCCUCGGCCUCCUUGUUAUAUACUGUGCCUCACCCAACUUUCCCAGCAUGUUAUACUUCAAUGCAUUUUCAUUUGGGUUGAUCAACAAGCCUUCUUAGUACAGGCCUAGAGCUUGUGAGAAGUCCUCAGAUGAAAUGUUUUCAACCUGUAGGCUUGCUGAGCUGAUCCAGGGGAAGGAACAAAGCCCAGCAAGGCAGAUGUCAAUGUAUCAUUGCUGUGAAGGAAAAAGUAUUUUCCUUACCCAGUAAUAAGCAAUCAGAUUAACUUCCUGUAUCAUCCUCCUCGUAAUCUUAUACAAGGACAUAAAUAACCUUAUCAAGGUCCAAGAGAAGAAGCUUUUUUUUUAAUGCAGAUUACAAUUUUACCUUCUUUCUGAUGGUACCAAUUAAGCACUUAUGUCCCUCAUUUCAAUCUCAUGAUGUUGACUGAUAAUCCCGUGUCAGUGAUUAAAAUGGUUUAACAAGCCAAUCCAGACUGACCCCUAAUUGUCCACUCGCGCAGCCUAACCAUCUCCUGCAGCCUAACACCCCCCCUUCCCCGUCCUUACUGGCGGGAUUUUGACUGUCUGUAUCCCGCCCGCAUCCUGUACAUGUACCAGAUCUGCACUGCAGAAGACUGUUUAAGGUAGACAUACUUGAUGGUGCUGAUGUGAAAAGGAUUGUGUGGAAGCCACACUGCUAUGAAACUAAACAGUGUAGGUAUAGGCCCAUAUUCUAAUAUAAGAUGAUGGAUAAUAUAAGCUUGGUCCCUUGAAGGUUAUCUGCCACCAGUGUUUCUCUGAAUGAUAUACUACAUUAUACGCCUGAUGAUUCUGGUGUCUGUUCAUAUUGUGAGUUGCUUUUAGCCAAAUCCUUAUGAUCAAACUCCAUCAUAUCAUAUCUGUAUAUCUUGUAAAAACUGUAAUAGAUGUGUGUGUGUAUAUAGGUUCUACAAAUCAAAUCUUAUUUAUUGAUGGUGAAAUGGAAACAUUGCCGAUUAGCUGCUGGGUAACUGACCCAGUCUUUCUGCCUUUCAGGUUUGCUUGUUAAAUGUCAUUGUCCGUUUUAGUCUUUGCUUAAACGCCAAAGAAUAGUAGCACAGCAAAUGUACAUACAAUGCCAGGCAUACAUUGCUCUCUGCUUACCACUCUACCAUAGUAUUCAUUCACGAUGGACAAAAGCACGGACUAGAUUAUAUGUUGUAAUCUUCAAGGUACCACCCUUGCUGUAAUUUCAGAUUUAAUCUGCCAUAAUAAGGAGACGUGUAUGUGCAAAUGGUACUAAUAGUAGUACUUAAAUGCAAAAAGAAGGAUAUAAAUAGUACUGCGUUUGGGGGCAAUCCUUUGCAGAAAUUAUUGUAAUAAACUUACAUUUAUUAGCAUCUAUAUAUAAAAAGGUAGAACUCAAAACAAAUAAUAACACACAUUUUGGGGAUAUCCCAUUAGUCCCGAAGCUUUUUUGCCCCCAUGUGUGAUAACACGUGAUCUGGGAUAACUUCCCGGACCCAUGUGUUAUCGUGGAUCCGUUGGCUGCUGCUCAGGGAUUAUGUGAAGCAUAUUUCCCGAUCAGGCUGACGAGGGACUCUGGCCACAGGUAUAACCACAGCAGUCUGCUGUUGGGGUUGUGGACUGGGGACAGUCACCGGAGUGGCGAGGGAAGGUGGGCAGCAGGGCUGGUGACACUGACUAGUGGGAGUAGUAUGUCAGCGGGCAUCGGGGGAUAAUUGAGGCAUUGGGUCCAAUAGGACACCCCCGGCAAAGCUAUUGGCAGCAGUAAUUAAGCUACCCCCCAUUAUAGUAUGGAAAGAAGGUGCACGAGUGAUGGGAUAAAUGCAGGCAAAACAAGAGCUUCAGUGAUUUAUGUGGUAACGCAUCGAUUACGAUAAAUAAUACACCAUACCAAAAAAAGCAUAAGCAAAGAAAUAAUAAAAUGUAAUUUCCCUGUACAUAAUGACAAUUGAGAACUGAUGUAAAGACAAGUGACCUUGUACUGUGGUGUAGUAAGCCUAUUAACUGGACACUUGAGCAUUUGUUUUUUAGUAUAUUCCGUCUCCAUAUUGUUUUGGGGUUCGAAUUUUUUACUCUAUAUAGAGAGAGAGAUGUUUCGCUGCAAGCAUUUUUUUAUUUUUUUUUAAGAGUGCCCUGCCAGCCAUGAUCUAUUUGUAUCCUUUAUUUUACAGUUAUAUGUACUAAGUGGAUCACCAACAAAUUACUAUACACCUGUAGGUAUUUUGCCCAAUAUUUGUUACAAUGUGAUACUCAAACUUACCCAAUAUAAAUCAGCUUGUGUUCUACGAGCAAGGAAAAAAUAAGCUGUGUUUUCUAUCCAUCCUAGGCACACAGUUUACCAUUGUCACAUGUUAGGCAAGGUCACAAGCUAUCUAAUUACAGGAACCACCCAUUUUUGGAUACUCGCCUAAAUACUGUUGGAUUAUGUUUGUUUGGGUUUUUUCAUUAGAACCUGCCUGAACAGUAUAUCACAGAGAUUUCUAGCUAAUUAUUUCUAAAUGAUGGCAGUGAGCUAGCCUAUUAAUUGCCAUUGGAGUAGAUCAUUAUCAGAGGACCUCAUUGCAGUUUUUUUUGUAGCCUUAUUUCUAAAACAUAGGUGAGUAUUCAUUAAUCACUUGGUUCACUUACACAUGGAAAUAGACACAUUUGAAGUAGUUUUUUUUUUUUUAAAGAUUUUUUUUUAUUUUAAAUUACAAACAAGUAACUACAGAAACCAAUUGAUCCCUGUUUUCUGAAAAAAUUGUAACUUGCAAACCUCAAAUAUAUGUGCACUAAAAUGUCUGCUUCAGUGAUGAAUAAAACAUUUUUUUUUUUAAGA
Molecule: messenger RNA, 4626 nt
Organism: Pseudophryne corroboree (corroboree frog)
Lineage: Eukaryota; Metazoa; Chordata; Amphibia; Anura; Myobatrachidae
Product: mitotic-spindle organizing protein 2B-like
Exons: 3
Coding region: 598-1068 (156 amino acids)
Cellular component (GO): centrosome; spindle
Source: RefSeq, a predicted model, not a curated record